Messenger RNA from Diachasma alloeum, 1156 nucleotides. Its product is annotated as phospholipase A2 phaiodactylipin. Gene Ontology annotation, biological process: phospholipid metabolic process; arachidonate secretion. The record is from RefSeq and is a predicted model, not a curated record. The coding region runs from base 331 to 1134 and encodes 267 amino acids. NCBI's taxonomy places the organism in Eukaryota, Metazoa, Arthropoda, Insecta, Hymenoptera, Braconidae. The transcript is spliced from 6 exons.
AUGAGUUGACUAACCGGGACGAGUGUCGAGUUGUUAUUUGUGUGGUGAUUUGGCUUUGCUUCAGGACUGAAAAUUAUUUAACAUCUUUCUGAUAAUAAAAUCCAUAGAAGCAGAAGAGGAUUUAUAUGUGAUAUAAUCCACGUGCAGUGAAUUUUCAAGUGUUCAGUCCUUGUGAGUUCAGUAAUAGCAGACGGUUUCAGUGAUUCGAAAUCGGCGAUCAUUAAGCAACUUCUUGAUAGAUAAGAUUGCGGAGGAAUUUGAGGAAAAAUCGAUAUCUUUUUUUGAAAAACUGCAGUCCAGAGUAUUUGUUGGAGAUCGGCGGCUGCCGAUAUGGGGUUUAUCAUAGUUUUGCACGUGAUAUUCUUCGCAAUGUGCGGGGUCACUUCGACGGAACCACUUCUGUCGAGGAACACGUACAAAGGGCUCAAGGGUAUCGUACCAAGUGCAGAAAUAUCGACGACAGGACUCAGGCGAGCCGUUUACUAUCAUGAUCAGGCUGUGGCUGUCAUCGAUGUGAAUGGCAGGAAUGAAAUUCAAAAUUGCGAUAUCAUUGAGGUUUAUGAACCAGAGGAACAAAUGGAAGUACUGGCAAAUCUCUCUGACAUAGCGCGUCCCACUGAGGUAUCAUUCAGCGACAUGACGGGUUUGAUGUAUCGAUGUCAAACAGUAGAUCGCAUGAAGGAUGAUAUCUCCGGAGAUAAGAACCAAGCAAAGAGUUCUGUAGACCCUGUGAAUGUAUUCAGUGGCAAUCCCUUCUAUUUAUUGUUUGGAAUAGUACCAGGCACCAAAUGGUGUGGCACAGGAGAUAUAGCACAAGAUUAUCAAGAUUUGGGACCCAAUUCUGCGGUAGACAGAUGCUGCAGAACUCACGACCUGUGUCCUGUCAAAGUUCGUGCCCAUCGAACUCGAUACAAUAUCACUAAUUCCUCAGCGUACAGCAAAUCCCAUUGUGAUUGCGACCACGCUUUCUACAAUUGUCUCAAGAGCGUUGGCACCUCAACAGCGAACAUCAUGGGAAAAAUUUAUUUUAAUAUCGUCAAGGUGGGAUGCGUAGAGGACUUGCCAAAGAGCGUGAAUUUGAAGUUGUCUACCAACCAAAUGCGAAGGUUCGCGUCGGCAAAAUUGUCUUUCUAAUCGAAUAGAAAUAAAACAUAAA